AUGCGACUGGAGUCACGACUACGAGUCCUGCCAACGUCGUCGUCGUCGUUGGCGGCGGUCACGGUCGUGCUCCUUUGGCUCGCACUUGCAGUCACCGGCCUCGACGUUGAUCCCGUCGAGGUGGAGCCGGCCUAUUGGCAACGCGAGGCUCGACGACAGUUGGACGCGGCACUUGAGCAACCCGGAGCCUACCAGAUCGGUUGGGAGGCGGGGCCUAGGAGGGCCAAGAAUGUGGUCUUCUUUCUGGGCGAUGGCAUGGGCGUAUCCACGGUCACCGGCAUGCGGUACAUGAAGGCACAACUGAUGGGAAAGUGGGCUGGCCAAGUGGACCUGGUCUGGGAGGCUUGGCCGAGCGCCAGUCACAUCAGAACCUUUGAUCUGGAACGCCUGACAACCGACUCGGCCGCAUCGGCUACAGCUUAUUUGACGGGCAAGUCAGCAUCACUUUUAUUCUUGAAAUGUCUACAAUGUCCAAGUUAG
Messenger RNA from Protopolystoma xenopodis, 480 nucleotides. NCBI's taxonomy places the organism in Eukaryota, Metazoa, Platyhelminthes, Monogenea, Polystomatidea, Polystomatidae. The record is from the annotation of a GenBank genome assembly.